Molecule: messenger RNA, 351 nt
Organism: Fraxinus pennsylvanica
Lineage: Eukaryota; Viridiplantae; Streptophyta; Magnoliopsida; Lamiales; Oleaceae
Source: the annotation of a GenBank genome assembly
AUGAGGGCUCCAAACGUUGUUGUAACUGUAAUAGCAUUGCUUUUCCUCCUAAGCGUUAGACCGUAUGAAUGUGCUCGAAUUCUAGACGAUGAAGAAAAAGAAUGGACGAAAACCGAACAACAUCUUCUAUUACCAUCUUUGCAAGGUGGCACUCCCACACCGAAUAGUUGCAGCUAUGUCCCCGGAGGUAGUGGCCGCCCAUGUAGAAGCACCAUCAGCGAGAAAAAUUUUGCAGGUCGUGUUACGGCUCCUCCUCCACCGCCGCCUCUGCCAACACCACCAACUCUUGUUACAAAUGCAUAUCCAAACCAAAUGAUGAAAUUCGGGGUGGCUGCUGAAGAUAGUAAAUGA